Indicator indicator is the source of this 1026-nucleotide messenger RNA. RefSeq names its product Ras association domain family member 6 (gene RASSF6). Gene Ontology annotation, biological process: signal transduction. The record is from RefSeq and is a predicted model, not a curated record. NCBI's taxonomy places the organism in Eukaryota, Metazoa, Chordata, Aves, Piciformes, Indicatoridae. The coding region runs from base 1 to 1026 and encodes 341 amino acids. The transcript has 10 exons.
AUGAAGAAAGUGACUAUGAAAGCACAGCAUCUGCCUUCCUUUUCCAUCAAUGAGGAGAAGUUCCUAACCAGAGAGCAGCUCAAUUCUCUUCUGAAGACUUACAACUCCUACUAUUCUGAUCAGGAAAACCUGCAGCUGUCACAUAAUCAGCCAGAAGGAGGCAAACCAUUUGUUGAAGGGAUCCUGUCCAUCUCCUGGGGGGUCCGGCACCCCAUCAGGCUGAAGAUCCAGGAUGAGAAGCAGCUUCCCUCUUUUGUCACCCUGAAGGCAGCAGAGGGUGUGGGGCUGUUCCCUGCUAAGAGGGGCAUGACACGCUGGGGGGAGUUUGAUGACCUGCAUCACAUCAGUGGGGACACACUGAAGUCUGCUGAGGAAGAGCCAGGCCUGGAGAGAAGCCACCCCUGCUACGAGAGCCUCACGCUGCAGCCCCAGAGCCAGCAGGACCAGGACUGUGCCACCCUGCCCAGGACCCGCAGCGAGGCGGCCACGGUGCGCAGGAGGACCAGGGGGCCCACCAUAGCCAGGAGGGAAGAGGAGACUCACAGGUUCUCAAUCAAUGGCCACUUCUACAACUAUGAGACCUCAGUGUUCACUCCAGCUUUUGGAUCAGAAACCAAGAUAAGGAUCAACAGCCAGAUGAGGACAAGGCAGGUCAUAGAGCAGCUGCUGAGAAAGUUCAAGAUAGAGAACAGCCCCCAGGAGUUUGCUCUUUACAUCAUCCACGCAUCUGGAGAGAAGAAGCAGCUGAGGAGUGCAGACGUCCCCCUCCUGCACAGGCUCCUGCAGGGGCCCUCGGAGCAGGUGGCCAAGUUCUUCCUGAUGGACAGGGACGUGGAGGAGAUCAGCAGUGAUGUUGCUCAGUACCUCCAGUUCCACCUUCCCUUUUUGGAAUCGAUCCUGCACAGGAUAAAUGAAGAGGAGCAGCAGGAGAUCCAGCAGACAGUUGCAAGGUAUGUGAAGGAGAAGACCCUGAUACACCAGCACCUUCGCAGUCGAGCUGCUAAGAAAACAGAGACCACUGUCUGA